Molecule: messenger RNA, 546 nt
Organism: Fibroporia radiculosa
Lineage: Eukaryota; Fungi; Basidiomycota; Agaricomycetes; Polyporales; Fibroporiaceae
Exons: 6
Coding region: 1-546 (181 amino acids)
Source: RefSeq, a predicted model, not a curated record
AUGUUCCCCGGUCGCCUUGUCUUAUCACUAGUCUUUGCUUGGAGUGCGCUUUGCGGUGUCGAAAGCAGGCCAUCAACAUCCUUCUCCGUGGAGCUGUCUACUUGCGGAGGCGGGAGUGGCACAUCGUCUGCGCUGGUCGAACAAUGUACAAACAUCUGUCAACCCAUCCGUGAAGCACAGGACUGCAAUUGGAAUGCCGCCUGUACAUGUUCCGUGGCUUCGCCCGCCGCCGUGCAAGCUUGCUUGCAAUGCCACCUCGAUGCAAAUCAGGGAAUGCACUCCCGCGAGGUCGCCCUUGUUGUUCCAUCCAGACUGUCAGAGUACUCGGAGCUCUGCGGAGUCCCUUCGGUCGACCAGCCACAUGCCAUAGAGACUGACAUCACCAUCAGUGUGGAGCCCCACGACGACGCGGCUUCCAGGAAUUCCACUGAUGAGGCCUUAACGUCUCGGAGUGAAAUAUAUGGCGCACAUUGCCUGUAUGGCCUUCCACAACUGGCAGCCGCCAGUCCGGCGGCUAUCUGGGAAGUUGCGUUCGAGGUUAUCUAA